This is a messenger RNA of Candidozyma haemuli, 1776 nucleotides long. RefSeq lists its product as uncharacterized. The transcript has a single exon. The record is from RefSeq and is a predicted model, not a curated record. NCBI's taxonomy places the organism in Eukaryota, Fungi, Ascomycota, Pichiomycetes, Serinales, Metschnikowiaceae. The coding region runs from base 1 to 1776 and encodes 591 amino acids.
AUGAGUAAAAGGUACCUGAUCAACCCGAAUCGAAAAGAAGUUUCGGGAUAUAGUACAGCAUUUGAGCUGCAAGGGGGCCAGCAGGCCAAACAGAACCAAGACUCGGCUAAUCCCAUCCUACAACAGCAGCCUAAUGCUCUGCCCACUGCCAAUUAUAACCUUCCUGGCGUGAUCAGCUACUUGACGUCUGAAUUCACGCAUUUGGAGAGGUUUAAGAUUACGACGAACUUGGAAAAGUCUGAAAUGAAGUACAAGAUUCUGCAAUUGACGAGUGAGGUGAACUCGUUGAGGUUUAUCAAUGACAAACAAGCAAUUAGAAUCCGGGAGCUCGAGGAACAGUUGCAAUUGAAUGGUCUGCAGACUUCUUCUCAGGUUCCAGACGUGAAGAUCCCUCAGGUGGAUCUUGAGAUCCUCCAACGAUCCAGGUCCCAGUUGAACAAGCUGAUCAGAGACGUGGUUAGGGUAUUGAAACCUCCUCUGGCGAUCAGCAAGAAUUAUCUCAAUGCACCAAACACUCUGCACGGAACAGAUUUCGAUGAAUUGCUUGACGACAGUGAGAGGUUCCUGUUUGAGAAUGAAGCUCAGGAUGAAAAGGCAAGAGAAAGCAUAUUUGCAAGGUACAUGAACGACGCCAAUGGAGACGAGCUUCUCCUGUCGAACUUUGAGGAAGAUGCUCAACGACUAGCCGAUCUGGUUCAGAGUGAUUUAGCAGAGCAGAAUGCUGCAAACACAUCUAUUUCACGUAAGCCACCCCCACAAGACGACAACGAAACAGAUACUGAAACGGUCAUUGUGGAUGAAGCGGAGGAUGCACUUGCCAAACCAAAACUGUCUGUGAGGUUCGGCCAGGAGACUCGUCUUUUGGCUAAGAAUUGCUCUCUUUUCGAGCCAUUCCAGAAUCUGAUCGUGUUUCUUGAAGACUCCCAGGUUACCGUGUUGGAGCUGGGCGAGCCUAUACUCAAAACGAGUAUUGAUCUGUCGAACGGCACGAUAUUAGGAAUUUACUACUUGGGCAAGAAGCGUCUACUUGUGAUUUCUGUGAAGGGUGUCAGUGUACUUACCUGCAAAGAUAGUGGGUCUUCCAGCACGAAAGUAUUAUUGAAAGAUGAAAAGUCUGUUAUGGAAACAUGCAGCUUGGUGGAGGUCCCUACAGUUAACGCAAAUAAGCAUUACGCAUUGGCUGUUUCAGGAAUGGGCAAGGACGGCAAGCUGAUCAUUUCUGUGCACGAGAUUAAGAGCGGAAACAAGACAACCUUGCGUCUGCUUGGGCAGUUCAAUAGCACUUUCCUCAAGGCAUCAGAGAAGGUGAAGAAUGUCGAUUGGGCGGACAAGCCAGCCGAAGAAGAUGCCUCCGAUGACCUUCCCUUCGACUUGAUUAUCCUCCAUGAAAAAAUACAACGACUUGAUAUCACCAAAAAGAAGCUUACUGAUAUCAAGGAUGAAGGCGACUACCAUUCCACAUCUGUCCAUAAUAACCUCUUGCUCACAGUCCUUCAGGACAGCGUUGAGUUAUACGAUCUUCGAACCGAAAGAACUGUUGGAGUGCUACCACGCCAUAAGCAUGCAAACUACGUCCUCUUCAAGAGCGACAAUACGUCUAUUGCAGAAAUCCUGGAUCAGCUAGUGCUCUUUGAUAAGGAGAUGCAAGAGAUGGUGAGACAUGCCAGCCCCAUACACAGUCCCAAAACUGUCUAUGGCCUUGAAUCUGAACACGGCAUCGCGUUGAUCAUUCAAGGAAGCGACAGCAUUUCCAUAAUACCAUUGGGACUCGAUUAA